Molecule: messenger RNA, 2307 nt
Organism: Mucor velutinosus
Lineage: Eukaryota; Fungi; Mucoromycota; Mucoromycetes; Mucorales; Mucoraceae
Product: ATP synthase subunit e, mitochondrial
Exons: 2
Coding region: 1-2307 (768 amino acids)
Source: RefSeq, a predicted model, not a curated record
AUGAAAUUUGGAGCCGAACUCAAUUCAAAGAUCCAUGAAACGUGGAGAGAUUCUUACAUCCACUACAACAAGCUCAAGAGCCAUCUUAUGGCCCAGCACACACAUGGCGUAUGGAGCCCGCAAGACGAGAAGAACUUUGCCAAUCAGAUUGAAAUGGAGCUCAAGAAAGUCUACACAUUUGUGCAAGUACGCCAGAAAGCACUAAUCAGCCGCAUCGAUUACUGCGAAUCUAUGCUGAGAGAAUACAAGGAGAUCCCAAAGACCAGAGCAACCGCCUAUGAUUCGGUGGCUGACAGUCUGGCUGAAAUCCUGAUUGACGUGGAUGAUUUGGCCAAGUUCCAUGAACUCAAUUUGGCAGGCUUCGAGAAGAUUGUCAAGAAGCACGACAAAUGGACUGGUGGCGAUCUUAAAUCAUACUACUUUGGACAGCUCUUGGAUCUGUAUCCUCUUGAUAAACAGCGCUUUGAUGUCAUGAUUGUUCGCAUUUCUGACAUGCACGACUUGUGUCGCCUCUAUGGCAACCCAAGAUCCACUACCAAAGCAUACACCCAAGGUGGAGAUCAAACAGCAUUUGAACGAGCCACCAACAAGUACUGGAUCCACCCUGAUCACAUCACUGAAGUCAAGGCCAUCAUCUUGCUUCAUCUUCCUGUGCACGUCUUUAACCAAAAGAAGCAGUACGAGUCCAAAGAUGCUGCCGUGUCUAGCGUUUACUACGACAAUGAGAACUUUGAUUUGUAUCAGGAACGUCUUGCGCGGGCUAAAGGCGCGGAAGCUAUCCGUAUUCGCUGGUAUGGUCAGAGUGAUGAACUCAACGACGAUGUCUACAUUGAAAGAAAAACACAUCAUGCUGCAUGGCUCAACGAUAAAUCUGUCAAGGAUCGAUUCAGGCUCAAGGAAUCCCAAGUCAAUGAUUUCAUCAGUGGUGCUUACUCGGCUGAUCACUUCAAGAGAGACUUGGAAAAGAAGGGAAAAAUGGACCAAAUCACUAUUGCUGACAACCAUUUUGUGGCUAAAGGUAUCCAAAAUUCUAUCAAGACCAAGCAACUCAAGCCAAUGUGUCGCGUAUUCUACAACAGAACGGCAUUUCAGUUGCCUGGAGAUCAGCGAUUGAGAAUCAGUCUAGACUCCAACUUGACCUUUAUUAAAGAAGACCAUAUGGAUGGCAAGCAGCGAAGAGCUAUGCCUGAUGGAAGCCACAACUGGAGACGGCCUGAUGUUGGCAUCGACCAUCCAUUCCGCCAUGUCAAUGAUGCCGAUAUCUUGCGAUUUCCUUAUGCCAUUUUAGAGACCAAAAUCCAGAGCCAUCUAGGUCAAGAGGCUCCUGCUUGGUUAACCUCCUUGUUGGACAGCCAUUUGGUGUAUGAGGUGCCUCGGUUCUCCAAAUAUAUCCACGGCGCUAGUUAUUUGUUCAAGGAUAGAAUACCUGCCAUGCCAUACUGGUUGGAUCAACUACUGACCGAUAUCAGAAAGCCUAUCACACCCAAUGUCGGUUUAUCUCGCUCACAAAGCUUCAAGGCGCUGUUCAAUGGCAGGCAUAGACGAUCUUUAGAAUAUGACGACUCGAUCAAGAUCAGCGACAACGCUGGGCUGAUGCCUCCACUCAAGCAACAACAACAAACCACCAGCAAAAAGAUCAGUUUGGGUUUUGCUGUGGACAGUGAAGCUAGAAAAUCCAACAAGCUCUCUCGAAGGGGGCAUUCCACCACUGUGCCACACUUGUCGAUCAACUUUUCCAGCAACCCACUGCCUGAGACGACAGCUACGGCUACAGCUACCACUUCUGGUCGAGAUAUGAUUUCUAGAUUCUGGGCAAACAAUAUAUUCUCGGAUGAAAAGAAAAAGGGGGACAGUAGAUCACUGCCAAUGACGCCAGCAAGUGCUGUGAUGGAGCGAGGCACAUCUGGAGGAAAACGAAAGAAGGGGGCUUUGACCAAAAAGUUGGAUCCCAAGGCGUUCUUUGCCAAUGAGCGCACUUUUAUUGCUUGGCUGCAAUUCUGUGCAUUGCUGUUGACUGUAUCUUUGAAUUUAUUGAAUACAGGUGAUAGAAUCUCUCGCGUAGUAGGCGCAUGCUUCAUUGUGUUUUCAUCUGUCAUUUCCAUUUAUGCUUUGGUGCGAUUCCAGCUGAGAGCGUAUCAAAUGAGAACCGGACGCGGUAUGAUGAAUAUGGAAGAUAUCUACGGUCCAGUUUUACUAUGUGUGCUGCUUGUCACUGCACUAGGCAUCAACUUUUACCUUCGAGCCCCUCUUUUAUUCACCACACCAGAAAGUCAACAAUUAAAUAUCAAGCCUUCUGAUUACGCAUAA